This is a messenger RNA of Notechis scutatus (mainland tiger snake), 461 nucleotides long. The record is from RefSeq and is a predicted model, not a curated record. Lineage: Eukaryota; Metazoa; Chordata; Lepidosauria; Squamata; Elapidae.
GCGAUCGAUGGAGCUGACGACGACAACUCCUCCUCUUCCUCGGACCGGCCAUUUCCGCACCGGCCUGAAAGGGAAACAGGACAAAAAGAUAGCACUGUUAUGAAAACAUGCCUCCAAAAUUCAAGCGUCACCUCAAUGAUGAUGAUGUUACUGGGUCAAUCAAAAGUGAGAGGAGAAACCUCCUAGAGGAAGAUUCAGAUGAAGAAGAGGACUUUUUCUUGAGAGGACCAUCAGGUCCAAGGUUUGGACCCAAGAAUGACAAGAUCAGACAAGUUCAAAACCAGGUUGAUGAAGUUAUUGAUGUCAUGCAAGAAAAUAUCACCAAGGUGAUAGAGAGAGGAGAGCGGCUGGAUGAUUUGCAAGAUAAGUCAGGUUGGUAUUUUUCCUCGUCCCUUUUAGAAGAUGAAACUGAGUUCCAGGAACACCAUGUCUUUCAUAUUACCUGAUCUCAGCAUACUUGG